AUGCAAAUGACUCUUAAAUUCCAAGGUAAACAAUUAACUUUUAAAGAUUCUUAUACUUUAAUCUCUACAUCAUUUGCACCGUUUCCAAAGAUGUUUGGUUUAUCUAAUAUUCAAAAAGAGAUCUAUCCAUACAAUUACUAUAAUAAGGAUAAUAUUGAAAACAAUUGUGGUAAUUUUUUCGAAGCUGAUAAAUAUGAAACUAAUCAAUGGACUAAAGAACAAUUCCAGUUAUUUAAUGAAAAUAUUGAUAAAAUUGAGAAUUGUCGUAUUGAUGAAUUUAAAUUCGAUAUGAAAGCUUAUUGUGUAUUCUACUGUAACCAAUAUGUUAGAAUCUUAAAACAAGGUCAUUCUAAAUUUAGAGAUGUGUGUUUAGAAUAUUUAAAUAUUGAUGUCGAUAAAGUAAUUUCAGCUUCUUUAGCUAAUACUUACUUUAAGCAAAAUGUAUAUUCAAAAAUAAAUAAUUUAAAAGAAUAUGGUGGUAAAGUUAGAGAAUUUAUUCAAGGAGCUAUUUAUGGAGGAAGAUGUAUGACUAGAGAUAAUAAAAAGUGGUAUGUAAAUGAUGAAUUAUAUGAUUAUGAUGCUUGUUCAUUAUAUCCUUCAGCUAUUAAUAGAUAA
Molecule: messenger RNA, 615 nt
Organism: Entamoeba invadens IP1
Lineage: Eukaryota; Evosea; Mastigamoebida; Endamoebidae
Exons: 1
Coding region: 1-615 (204 amino acids)
Biological process (GO): DNA replication
Molecular function (GO): nucleotide binding; DNA-directed DNA polymerase activity; DNA binding
Source: RefSeq, a predicted model, not a curated record